GGUCAUGAGAGUUUCUCAAAGGUUUUUAGCCGCACUCAGAAUCACAUUAUCAGACUGCACUGAGAUCAGCUCACAUCUGACGCUCUCUCAAUCUAAUUAUCCAAAUCAGUGGUUUUGUCAGGAUGUCUUACGGUGGAUCAGGUUCGAUGCCACGUGGUGAAUUCAGUGUUCACUUUGCCAGCAGACGAGGAGGAUACAUUAGAGCAGAAGAGGCGGCGGGCAUCGCUAUUCUGGCUGUAAUCCUCACAGCUCUGCUCAUUCUGGGCUGCUGGUAUUACCGCAAACGCAACGGGUACAAAAUGAUCCGGAACGACCGUGGCGGCGGACAGACCUGGAGAGAGAUGAUGCGAUCGGGUCAGUUCAGCGAACCUGGAUCAGGAGAGGAAAACAAAGUGGCCUUAAAUGAACUUCGCAACCUCCAACCAGUGAUCCCUAACGCUCCUCCAGCAUAUGAGAAGAUCGCUUCUGGACCUUCAUUGCCUCCGUAUUCACCAUAAAGUCUAAACAGUGGAAAAUCAGUGGAGCUCUGCAAUGUUUAGGGUGUAACAAUGAAUGUUCUCAAAGCUCAGCAGCUACAUGCCUCUCUUCACACCUGAUCAUCUGCUACUUGUCAAAAUUAUCGGACAGUAAAGAUUUCUGACACUGAAAUGCCUUUUCAACAUACUGCAUGGAUUGGUUUAGUUGUCAGAAAGUUUUGGUUAUACAUCUAUUUUAUUAACUCACUGCUUGAUAACCUUUUAAAUAAACAUCUUGUUAAAACAAUACCACAAUAUCAUUCACCCACCUAAGCCUAUUCUAAAUGCUGUUCAAUAUUCUGUCUAAAAGCAUCAGUCAAAAUUAGGGAGCAACUAGGGCAGGUAGAGAUAUUUCGCAUAUGUAAAUUAGUUUUCACCCAAGUCUGAGGAAGAAAAUGUGGUUCCAGUGUGAAGGUGUAAACGUGGCAAAAUUAAUGCAUAUUCAAACAACAAUGUAUAUGUGUGUUUAUUCCCACACAUUCACAGUAUUGUCUACUAAUGCCCUGUUACUGCAUAUUUGUAACUGUUUUAAAUCAAACUUAUGCCUGUAUGUUUCACUUAUAAAUGAAAGAUGAACCAUUUUAAAAGUGAACAACAGUAAUAUAAAGCAUACCUGCAUGUCCUUGAAGAUUCAGAUUGAGAUCCUGAAGAUUGUGAGUAACGAGGAGACUGGGACAUUUCUGGAGUACCUUCAUGAAUUAAGUUUUCAUGAAGAGAUAAUGCAUUUCUUAUGCAGCCAUUAAACAGGUGCCAUUUCACUGUCAGGCACUAUUUGGUGUAAACACUUUAAUAAAACAGUGUAA
Molecule: messenger RNA, 1318 nt
Organism: Myxocyprinus asiaticus (Chinese sucker)
Lineage: Eukaryota; Metazoa; Chordata; Actinopteri; Cypriniformes; Catostomidae
Product: melanoma antigen recognized by T-cells 1-like
Exons: 5
Coding region: 123-497 (124 amino acids)
Cellular component (GO): melanosome
Source: RefSeq, a predicted model, not a curated record